Messenger RNA from Xiphophorus maculatus (southern platyfish), 666 nucleotides. It is a transcript of the gene lim2.2, whose product is annotated as lens fiber membrane intrinsic protein-like. Gene Ontology annotation, molecular function: structural constituent of eye lens. Lineage: Eukaryota; Metazoa; Chordata; Actinopteri; Cyprinodontiformes; Poeciliidae. The record is from RefSeq and is a predicted model, not a curated record. Gene Ontology annotation, cellular component: plasma membrane. The transcript is spliced from 5 exons. Bases 66 to 590 code for a protein of 174 amino acids.
GGAUAGGCACACCAUUUAACAGCCAGCGACUCAGGACACAGACUGGCCAAACUAAAGGCUUCACAAUGCUGUACAGUUUAGCAGGAGGAGGCACCCUGUGCGGUGUAGCCGCCCUGGUGCUUCUCAUUGUUUCUACAGCAACGGAUUUCUGGAUGCAGUACCGCUACUCGGGCAGCUCAGCCAAUCAGGGGCUUUGGAGGUUCUGCAUUAACCACAAAUGCCACGCUCACACCAUAACCGUAGCCUUCUGGGACGCCACCCGGGCCUUCAUGCUUCUGGCCGUGCUGAGCUGUUUUGCUGGUACUGUGCUCGGCCUUAGCGCCUUCACUAAUGGCACCAAGAACAGGAGGGUCCGGACCGGAGGCAUCGCUCUGGUCCUGUCAGGUUUUCUUGCUCUUCUGGCUUUAGCUGUUUACACAGGAGUGACCGUCACCUUCUUUGGCAAACGCUUCCUGGACUGGCGCUUUUCCUGGUCCUACAUUAUUGGCUGGGUGGCUGUGAUUUUGGCUUUCGCAGCAGGUGUGUUUCAGCUCUGUGCAUACCGCCAGACCUCUGAAGAGCCUGCUCCUUCCAAUAACCCGGACAGCUGAACAGGAUAAACGCACAAAUGGUCCUUCAGACUGUUGGACUGAACAUCAUUGCGGAAUUUGCUUCUGAAAUAUGAAA